This is a messenger RNA of Colletotrichum lupini, 1578 nucleotides long. RefSeq names its product amine oxidase. NCBI's taxonomy places the organism in Eukaryota, Fungi, Ascomycota, Sordariomycetes, Glomerellales, Glomerellaceae. The record is from RefSeq and is a predicted model, not a curated record. Gene Ontology annotation, molecular function: oxidoreductase activity. The transcript is spliced from 3 exons. Bases 1 to 1578 code for a protein of 525 amino acids.
AUGUCCCGACGACCACCGUCUCUGGAAUCAAUAGGCUCUCGUGGCUCCGUGGGCUCUCCUAUUGACCCAAGGUUUAGGAAGAAGGUUGCCGUCGUCGGCAGUGGAGCCGCCGGUAUCGCGGCUCUCUGGGCUCUCAACCGAAGCUACCAUGACGUUUAUAUGUACGAGGCCUCAUCAAGGCUAGGAGGACACACAAAUACGGUGACUUGGAAGAACGGCAAAUAUGAGACUCGCGUCGACACCGGCUUUAUCGUCCUCAACACCGCCACAUAUCCAAACUUUAUCAACUUCUUGAAGAGGGUCAAGGUGGACACCGUCCCGACCGAGAUGACAUUUGGCGUCACUCGUGACCAUGGCUUAUUCGAAUGGGCUGGUAAAAGUCUAGAUUCCAUCUUCGCUCAGAGGAAAAACAUCUUCUCGCCGCGGAUGUGGAGGAUGAUCUUCGACAUCAUUCGUUUCAACCAAUUUGCACUGGACUUGUUGAUGGCGGAGGAUGAGAACGAUGCCGCUGCGAUGAACGGAUAUAGCAAAGGAGGCAAGAGAGAGGAAACGAUCGGCGAGUACCUCGAGAGAGAAGGCUACUCAGAUGCAUUCAGGGACGACUACCUAAUUCCUAUGACCGCCGCCGUAUGGAGCACAAGCCCGGAUAAGUGCACGUUGAACUUCCCAGCUGUCACUCUGGUUCGCUUCAUACCGGAGUGGCUCACAUUGAAAAAGUGCGGCAAAUCCUACAUUGAUGCUGUCAUGAGCGGAUUCCCGUCAAAUCACCUUUUCCUUAACACGCAGGUCACUCAAGUCACCAGCGAGGAGGACGGCAGAGUUCGUGUUCACACCCACAACGGCAAGUCCGACGUUUACGACCAUGUUAUCUUGGCGACGCACGGAGACCAGGCCUUGAGAAUUAUCGAGGGAUCAGCCACGCCUGAGGAGAAGGAGAUUCUUUCCGCUUUCCAAACUUCCGAGAACUCGGUCAUCCUCCAUUCCGAUAUUACACAUAUGCCAGCGUCUGAGAAGGCAUGGUCUAGUUGGAAUUACCUGACCCUAUCAUCGCCCUCCACUGGCAAGCAGAACAUCGACCAGGUUUCGUUGACCUACAACAUGAACAUCAUUCAGCAUAUCCCCAGGGAGACCUUCGGAGACGUCCUCGUCACGAUGAACCCCCUGCACCAGCCGAACCCAGACACGAUCCAGGCGUCAUUCACAUACCGUCAUCCUCUCUACACUCCUGCCGCCGUCCGAGCACAGAAGCUUCUUCCACGCAUCCAGAACAAGAGGGGUAUCAGUUACGCGGGGGCCUGGACAAAGUAUGGUUUCCAUGAGGAUGCCUUCAGCAGUGGACUACAUGCCGCACAGGACCACCUCUAUGCCAAACUCCCAUUCCAAUUUGUCGACUCUACGUAUAGCCGAGGGAGGAAACCGUCUUUGGGGCUUGCCGACUUGCUGGUACGACUCGUCAUCCUUUUGUUUCAGGUGUUUGUCAUUAGAGUACUGGAGAGAGCGGCAGGCGCAGCUGAGACUGCAAUUUACGGACGUCGAAAUGGGUGGAGGAGGUCUUUGAAGAGUGGCAAAGCUGCCUGA